This is a messenger RNA of Blastocystis hominis, 741 nucleotides long. RefSeq lists its product as hypothetical. The record is from RefSeq and is a predicted model, not a curated record. Lineage: Eukaryota; Bigyra; Opalinata; Blastocystidae. Gene Ontology annotation, cellular component: intracellular membrane-bounded organelle. The transcript has 5 exons. Gene Ontology annotation, molecular function: phosphatidylinositol-3,5-bisphosphate 5-phosphatase activity. Gene Ontology annotation, biological process: phosphatidylinositol dephosphorylation. The coding region runs from base 1 to 741 and encodes 246 amino acids.
AUGCUUUGCCCAAUCCAGGAGGCUACGAUCUUGGUAGCGAAUAAUGGCAAGGGAAACCUUUGUAGCAUGCAAGAUGCGAAAAAGGAGAUCAUAUGUUUCUUGCAAUUUGAUUCAAGCGAAAAGUUGCAGGAGAUGUUGAAGGCGCAAGAAAAAUACGGUGAUUUAUUUAAGCAUGAAUAUAGAAACGAGGAUCCAAUAACCACGCCCUCUGAUUUCGAGAAUAACUUGCGUAAUGUUCAAUAUCAUUUUAAGAGCCCAAUUCCAACAUGCUAUUCUAAUUUUAUGAUUUACCGCACAUAUCGUUACCUUUAUCUCGUUGCGGAGGUUCCGGACUGUCAUGGCGAUGGAUUCCGUCUACUGAAAAUCGAACUCUGCGAACCUGGAACUCUGAGCGAGCCCCUCUCCGAUAUCAUCUUCGAUGACGAGCGAACCUACUCUAAGAACGAGAUUCAGAUUCUCCUCCGCACGCUGCACGAUGGAAACAAAUCCAUGGGUGGUCUCACGCUUGUGACCUCCGCCAAAGCCAUUCUGGGCUUUAUUCGUUUUGUUCGUUGUUAUUAUCUGGUGGUUGUCACCGAAACCAAGCCCGAAGGCAUCAUCAUGGGUCACGUGAUCUACUCCAUCACCAACUCCGAAGUCAUUCCGCUCAAGAUCGAGCCCUCCUCCAAAAACAAGCUCAAAUCCCUCCUCUCUCUCAAGAGCGAGGAAGACGUUUCCUUUCCGCGGGGAUUUCAGGAAUAG